Molecule: messenger RNA, 1475 nt
Organism: Triticum dicoccoides
Lineage: Eukaryota; Viridiplantae; Streptophyta; Magnoliopsida; Poales; Poaceae
Product: DNA-(apurinic or apyrimidinic site) endonuclease-like
Exons: 9
Coding region: 90-1199 (369 amino acids)
Biological process (GO): base-excision repair
Cellular component (GO): nucleus
Molecular function (GO): DNA-(apurinic or apyrimidinic site) endonuclease activity; double-stranded DNA 3'-5' DNA exonuclease activity; phosphoric diester hydrolase activity
Source: RefSeq, a predicted model, not a curated record
AAAAAAAGUAUUUUGCCCGUCGUUACUUCACUUCCGGUGUUCCCUCCCCUGCAGGCGGCUGCCGGGGAGCGCAGCCGCACCAGCCAGCCAUGAAGCGCUUCUUCCAGCCCGUACUCAAGGACGGAUCCCCCGCCAAGAAGAGGCCCGCCGGAGCCGCGAUCUCUGACUGCGUUGAUGGCCGCGCCCCCACCGCGGCCGACGCCGGCGGGGACGGCCCUCCCGGCGAGGAGCCACGCAGGUUCAUCACGUGGAACGCCAACAGCCUUCUGCUCCGGAUGAAGAGCGACUGGCCCGCGUUCUGUCAGUUCGUCGCCCGCCUCGACCCCGACGUCAUCUGCGUCCAGGAAGUGCGGAUGCCAGCAGCUGGUUCCAAAGGGGCACCUAAAAAUCCUAGUGAGCUAAAAGACGACACAACGUCGUCACGCGAAGAAAAACAGACAGUGCUGCGUGCUUUGUCGAGCUCACCUUUCAAAGACUACCGUGUGUGGUGGUCCCUUUCAGAUUCAAAAUAUGCAGGCACAGCUGUGUUUAUGAAGAAGAAGUUUGAACCAAAGAAAGUGUCAUUCAACUUGGAUAGAACAUCUACUAAGCAUGAUGCAGACGGUCGUGUCAUCAUUGUGGAAUUUGAAUCAUUCUUGUUGCUAAACACAUAUGCUCCAAACAACGGGUGGAAAGAGGAGGAAAAUUCAUUUCAAAGAAGAAGAAAGUGGGAUAAAAGAAUGUCGGAGUUUGUUCAACAAGUAGACAAGCCCUUAAUCUGGUGCGGAGACCUGAACGUUAGUCAUGACGAAAUCGAUGUCAGCCAUCCUGAUUUUUUUAGCGAUGCUAAGCUCAAUGGAUAUAUCCCUCCAAAUAAAGAGGACUGUGGACAGCCAGGAUUCACCCUUGCAGAGAGACAGCGCUUUGGCAAUAUAUUGUCCCAGGGAAAGCUGGUAGAUGCUUACAGAUACCUGCACAAAGAAAAAGACAUGGAGUGUGGCUUCUCUUGGUCUGGGAAUCCAGUUGGGAAGUACCGAGGAAAGAGAAUGCGGAUUGACUAUUUUGUUAUUUCAGAAGGGUUGAAAGACAGAAUUGUUUCAUGUGAAAUGCAUGGUCAUGGAAUUGAACUGGAAGGAUUUUAUGGAAGUGAUCACUGUCCUGUUUCACUUGUGCUCUCCAAAGAAGCAGCGGAAGCACCAGAAUCGAAGAGCUCCAGCUAACUUCUGUGUUUUUCUCGAACCGGACACCAUGGAUUAUUAGAUUAUUAUUAGGUCAGUUGAAGCGCUUGGCCUAUCAUGAGCUAUUUAAACAUUUUUUAUGACCUGUAGGCCACUACUGCGGUGCACCCUCUAGUCCGGAUCUGGAUUGGAAUUAGAGUUCAACUCUUACUGUGAUCAGCUAUUGGUAUCUAAGUUCAGAUUUCUAAGAGUUGUUCCACUUAUGACUGGCUUUUACAAUUUCGGAAGAAACCAGAUGCGAGCGCUUGGGCAACAUUA